Encephalitozoon cuniculi GB-M1 is the source of this 252-nucleotide messenger RNA. RefSeq lists its product as uncharacterized. Bases 1 to 252 code for a protein of 83 amino acids. The transcript has a single exon. Lineage: Eukaryota; Fungi; Microsporidia; Unikaryonidae. The record is from RefSeq and is marked provisional.
AUGAAAUUCAUAGUUGGAAUAAUUUCAGUGUUUGCAGUGUCAAUCCUUUCAACGUCAGGAAGCUCUGGAUUAGGCAGCGCAAUGUAUUCUUCUAGGUACGUCUCAAGGUACUCCUCCACAGGUGGUGGCUCCUCUUCACUACCCUACUUUUCUCCCUACUCUUCUCCCUACUACCGCGGCAGCUAUUUCCCCGGACCACCAUUUGGAACUGGGGUGGGUACUAGUGCACCCAGCCUGCCUCUUGGCUACUAA